Molecule: messenger RNA, 528 nt
Organism: Ilex paraguariensis (yerba mate)
Lineage: Eukaryota; Viridiplantae; Streptophyta; Magnoliopsida; Aquifoliales; Aquifoliaceae
Source: the annotation of a GenBank genome assembly
AUGGCAUUAGGCCAAAGCACCCGAGUCGGGUUCUACUUGCGUACGUGUCCUCGGGUUGAAUCGAUUGUUCAUGCCACCGUUAAAAAGCAUUUCCAAUCGAAUCCAACGGUGGCGCCGGGGUUGCUGAGAAUGCAUUUCCACGACUGCUUCGUCCACGGCUGCGAUGGUUCCAUCCUCAUUGAUGGCUCUUCCACAGAGAAAUCAGCAGGUCCUAAUCUUCUGCUGAGAGGAUUUGAUGUUAUUGAUGAUGCCAAAAGCCAGCUUGAAAAUGCAUGCCCCGGAGUCGUCUCUUGUGCUGAUAUUCUUGCUCUUGCUGCCCGUGAUGCCGUGGUUUUGACCAAUGGGCCAACUUGGUUAGUGCCUACCGGACGUAGAGACGGGCGAGUUUCUUCGGCAUCUGAUACUGACAAUUUGCCAGCUUUCACCGACUCCAUUGACGUUCAAAAGCAGAAGUUUGCUGCUAAAGGUCUUAAUACUCAAGAUCUGGUCACUCUAGUUGGUAAGCAUCACAACUUUACAUCUAAAUAA